CUUUUGCCAGACCACGAACUCCAUAUAAAGGAAGUAUCUAUAACCUCCCCCUCCAUAUAAAGGAGCUUUUCAAAGUCAACAGAGAGGACAGUGGGGUGUCUCAUCUCAACUCUUAAAAGGCUUCUAUCUCCAUCCAGUUUCAUGGAGUUGCUAGCAUUGCUGGGCACAGAGGCCUGGAGUCUAGGCAGUUAUGUUUCCUAUGUCCUUCCUUUCCUCUUUCUGGUUGUGCUAUUGAAGCUGUAUGGACUGGGAUCAAGCAUCUGGACCCUCCAGAGUUGCCCUGUAGACUUAACUGGGAAGACUGCUGUAGUGACUGGAGCCAACACAGGGAUAGGGAAGGCUGUGUCCUGUGAGCUGGCCCGACGUGGGGCCCGUGUGGUCCUUGCCUGCCGGAGACUCCCUGAAGGGCAAAAGGCACUUGCAGACAUCCAAAAAGCCACUGGAAGUAAGCAGCUGCUGCUUCGAGAGUUGGACCUCAGCUCUCUGGCCUCCAUCCACAGCUUUUCCCAGAAGCUUCUUCAGGAGGAACCCCAUAUCCACCUGCUGGUCAACAAUGCUGCAGUCUGUGGUACAUCUCCCCACACCCCAGGGCUUCCCUACAAGACUCUUACCUCAGAUGGCCUGGAAUUGACUUUCAUGACCAACUACCUUGGGCCCUUUCUGCUCACAAACCUGUUACUGAAGGGCCUGCUCCAGGCAGACUCAGCCCGAGUGGUGAAUGUGAGCUCUUUUCGACACACAUAUGGGUUUGUGGAUGAACAGCACCUAGUAGGGGCUGGGCACCCCCUUGAAAUACACGUGGCGUAUGACUGUACCAAGCUGCUGUUGAUCUCUUUCACUAAGGAGCUUGCUCAGAGACUUCAAGGAACAGACUCCUCAAAGUAUAUGGACAUUUUUUUAAGCAUAACUCCAAAUUGCUUUCAAGAAUGGUUGGAGAGGAAUCGCGUGGCGGCGUGCGGGCUAGAGCGUCUCCACCUCUCCCACCAGCAGCGCAGCUUCUGGGCUCCCUGGCCUGGAGUGUGGCUGUGCGGCCCUAGUCUUCCGGGCCACAGGGCCCUCCCUCACUGCAUCGGGCUCCUCGAUGGGGCCCGGGUUCUCAGGCCCGGCCUGGUCGAAGUGGCCGCCCCAGGACAUGACGGCCUGACUCCUGUCGCCCUUCCGCUAAGCGGUCCCUGCUGAGCUCUCGCUCCCCCGCCCCCCACCCCCGAGGUUCAGGAAGGCCGGGCUCACCUAUGGCCCCCCUCAUACCUCUUCGCCUGGUGACGUGCGAGCACUGCCAGGGCCCGGCACAGAGCAGGCAUGAUGACCAAGCACGGCACUCAUAUCACGGCCACUCCUAGCGCUGAUGACCGGCCCUCCAUCUUCGAGGUGGUAGCACAGGACAGUCUGAUGGUUGCUGUGAGGCCUACCUGUCAGCAUGUGGCUAAGGUUCUUGAAGAAUCCAGCCCUGCCCACUAUGGCUUCCUCUGGAGGUGAUUUGAUGAGACCUUUCUGGAUCUCUUGCUGCAGCAGCAAUACUUGUCUAAAGCCAGUGCCUUCUUCUCCAAAAACUUUUGCGGCUUAAAGAGGAUCGUGAUGGGAGACCUCUGGGGGUCCUGAGGUUGGCCAGUGCUGGCCUCCCAAAGAAGCAGCUUUGGAGAUCCCUCUUGUUCCUGGUCCUCUUUCCCUACUUGAAAGUGGAGUUUGAGAAGUUGGUCUCCGGCCUAAGAGAAGAGGACGACUAUUCCCUUCAUUCCCCCUCUUCCCACUGGAAUCAGUUUUACCGAGUUUUCCUGGCAGCUUAUCCCUUUGUGACCAUGGUUCCUCAUUCGGCAGCUAUGCAACAUUCUGGGGAAGGCUCAGCAUCCUUCACCCCUGCUGAGCCUAGCUGGAGCUUUGGAAAAGACACUAUCUGGAGCUGGUGGGAUGCAUCAGCCAGCCACUAGCAUUCCUGAGAAGGUGCCAGUCGGUUGUCAAGAAAACUCUAGGGGGCCUUGCCUUGUCUGUCUCCACAGGCCUUUCUGUAGGUGUUUUCUUCCUGCAAUUCCUAGAUUGGUGGUACUCAUCAGAGAAUCAAGAAACCAUCAAAUCCCUGACUGCCCUGCCCGCCCUACCACCCCCUGGGCACCUGGACUACAACUCUGGUCUCUCUCUGCUGCCAAAGCUGAAGAUGGUGUGCCCCUUAUGUCGCAAAACCCGGGUGAAUGACACUGCCCUCGACACCCCUGGCUACGUGUUCUGUUACUGAUGUGUGUAUAACUAUGUGAAGAGUCACCAAACCUGCCCCAUCACAGGCUAUGCAACAGAAGUCCAGUACCUGGUUAAACUAUACUCCCCUGAAAACUGAAUGACCUUGCCAACUGUGCCCCAUGGUAAGACUGCUCUGCCUGCCAUCAAUUCUUCCAGACUGGUAUUGCUCAGUCAGACCCAGCCAUCUCAGUCACCCAUCUCAGGAUCACCUCAGCCUUAAAGAGCCUAACAAAACAUUUGUUAAAAUCAAACACAUACGCAUUUGAAUGUAGGCUAUUAAUAUGCCUCCUAACCUCCCCUCCAGAAAUAAAGGAAAACACAGAGGCAAGUUGCUAUAUGAAGAUAUAACCAGGAGUCAUUAGUGGGAGGGGGACAAAGUUGUUGUGAGGAUCAAUCAAAUGAACUAAGAUAUGCAAAGCACUUUAAUCAAGCUGUAUGAGUGCUGUAUUAUUCUGUGGAGGGAGGAAGAGAGAUACAGCACCCAAUCUCCACUGUCUGCUGCUAUGCCUUGGAUCCAGACUACAAAUAGCCCAAGAAGGAUCCAGAUACAUGCACUAGGCAGACUCCUCUUCAAGGACUCAUUUGUCUGCCAAUAAUGUUUAGGUGUUCAAGGAGGAUUUUGUUUGCUUUGAAUGGAAAUAAAACUUUA
Messenger RNA from Dromiciops gliroides (monito del monte), 2878 nucleotides. RefSeq names its product retinol dehydrogenase 11-like. Lineage: Eukaryota; Metazoa; Chordata; Mammalia; Microbiotheria; Microbiotheriidae. The transcript is spliced from 5 exons. Bases 142 to 1179 code for a protein of 345 amino acids. The record is from RefSeq and is a predicted model, not a curated record.